Molecule: messenger RNA, 964 nt
Organism: Corvus hawaiiensis (hawaiian crow)
Lineage: Eukaryota; Metazoa; Chordata; Aves; Passeriformes; Corvidae
Gene: APLN
Product: apelin
Exons: 3
Coding region: 1-243 (80 amino acids)
Biological process (GO): signal transduction
Molecular function (GO): apelin receptor binding; hormone activity
Source: RefSeq, a predicted model, not a curated record
AUGGCCGCGCCGCGCCGGCUCCUGGCCCCGCUGCUGCUGCUGCUGCUGCUGCUGGGGCUCGUCCUGGCCGCCCCCGGGCCACUGGGGCAGGCGCCGGACGGGAAGGAUGCCCAGGAUGGCCUCACCCGAAGGCUGGUGCGGCCGCGGGGUGCACGGCGUGGGACCGGGCAGCGGCAGGGCGGCUGGCGGAGGUACCGGCGGCCCCGGCCCCGGCUCUCCCACAAGGGGCCCAUGCCAUUCUGAGCCAGGGCUGCCGCCAGCCUUCCAUGGACACGGCUUCCAUCGCUCGCGCCGCGUCCUCGCCCGCUCUGCUCAUCCUCCGGCCCUGGGCGCGGGGUACCCCCUGUAAGCCCUCGGCUGGCCCCACCUUCUCCCGGCGAUUGCUCCUGGUGGCCCCGGUGCCGUGUCUGGCACUGUGGGUGUGUUCUGCCCCUCCUCGCCACCUCCCAGGGCUGGCUGGAAGGGGGUUGCCUGCAGAGGGGCCAGGGUUGCCACGAUGCCCUGUCCCGGUGGGCACGGGGCUGGCUUGGGCAUGGGCCCGCUGGGACCGCGGGCUUUGCGCAAAGCACUUUGUCAGGUGGAGCAGCUUCUCCUCAGGGGUCCAUGAGCUGCCUCGGGGUCCUGCCCCAGCCCUGUCUGUCACCCCCACGCCAGGGGGGAGCACAGAGCUUGUCCUGGGUCUAUUUAUUCCCCUGGUGCUCAUCCCACACCCUGGGUGAGCUGCCCUCCCUUUCCCGCUGGCAGACCCUCCCGGGGACCCCUGUGCUGUGGGGUGCCCACCCAGGACACGCUCUGGGGCCCUGGGCCCCUCUGCUUCACGCCGUGGGACAGCAGGAGCAGGGGGGCACUGGGGGCUCUGUCCAGCUCUGCCAUACACCAAAGGAGGGGCCCUGGCUCUGAGUUGGGCCCUGCUGAUCAUCUCCUGUGUCUGUAAAGAUUUAUUCCAUGUAAAUAUAUCUUUAUA